UCAAUGUCAAUUUGUAAUAAAUAAUUUGAGGUGUCAUUUUGUGUAAAAAACUGUGAAUUUAAUUUUAAAUUAUAAUAUUAAUUAAGUAGUUUAGAUAUAUUUUAUAAUAUAUCAUAAUGGCUGAACUACUUCUAGAUCCUAAUAUAAGGUUAUGGGUGUUUCUUCCCAUUGUAAUCAUCACCUUCCUGGUUGGUAUUGUGAGGCACUAUGUUUCAAUCAUUUUGUCCUCCCAGAAGAAAAUUGAGCUUCUCCAGGUUCAAGACAGUCAAGUGAUGAUUCGCGCUCGUCUGCUGCGCGAGAACGGCAAGUACCUGCCGCGGCAAUCCUUCGCGAUGCGCCGCCACUGGUUCAACAAUGAAGAGACUGGUUACUUUAAGGUGCAGAAGAGGGCUGCUGCUUCACAGAACCCCAUGACUGACCCUGGCAUGAUGACAGACAUGUUGAAGGGAAAUGUAACCAACGUGCUGCCCAUGAUUGUUAUCGGAGGCUGGAUCAACUGGAUGUUCAGUGGUUUCCUUACCACCAAGGUACCAUUCCCGCUCACACUGCGCUUCAAGCCGAUGUUGCAGCGUGGCGUCGAGCUAGCGUACUUAGACGCUUCGUGGGUCUCCUCUGCGUCCUGGUACUUCCUCAAUGUGUUUGGCUUACGCACCAUCUAUGCUUUGGUCUUGGGAGAGAAUAAUGCUGCUGACCAAUCCAAAAUAAUGCAAGAACAAAUGUCUGGCGCCGCUAUGGCCAUGCCUCAAGACCCGAAGGCCGCAUUCAAGGCAGAGUGGGAAGCUCUCGAAAUCACUGAACAUCGCUGGGCAAUCGCCAAUGCAGAUAUAGAUGUCCUCAGCACUUUAGAAGAACAUCAAUCAUAAUUACUGGCUCCUAUGUUAUGAUUAUCAUAUCUAGAAUAAUUUAUAAUCUGUAAGUUAAGGUGUUAUAGCAAAUGUGGUGUAUGUGGUAAUAAAUGACUGUUUAUUUAUUGACCAA
Helicoverpa zea (corn earworm) is the source of this 978-nucleotide messenger RNA. RefSeq names its product ER membrane protein complex subunit 3 (gene EMC3). The transcript is spliced from 5 exons. Bases 117 to 863 code for a protein of 248 amino acids. Gene Ontology annotation, biological process: protein folding in endoplasmic reticulum. The record is from RefSeq and is a predicted model, not a curated record. Gene Ontology annotation, cellular component: membrane; EMC complex. NCBI's taxonomy places the organism in Eukaryota, Metazoa, Arthropoda, Insecta, Lepidoptera, Noctuidae.